Messenger RNA from Colletotrichum karsti, 942 nucleotides. RefSeq names its product NmrA-like family protein. Bases 1 to 942 code for a protein of 313 amino acids. NCBI's taxonomy places the organism in Eukaryota, Fungi, Ascomycota, Sordariomycetes, Glomerellales, Glomerellaceae. The transcript has a single exon. The record is from RefSeq and is a predicted model, not a curated record.
AUGUCUGAAAUCCUCGUCGUCACUUCCGCCAGCGGCAGACAAAAUGCACAGCUGCUGCCGCUUCUCACAUCCUCCAAGCGCUUCAAACUCCGGCUCGCAUCGCACUCGGAAGCCUCGGCUUCCAAGCUUCGGAUGAGAUACCCAGGAGCGGAGGUUGUAGUUGUUGAUCUCACUUCCCUCGAUGCCUGUAGAGACUUGGUCCGGGGCGCGACCACGGUCUAUCACGUUGGGCCGAGCAUUCACUCACGCGAACGCGAGAUGGGAUUCAACAUGAUCGACGCGGCGACGGCAGAGUUCCAAGGCGAAGGGAGUCAGUUCAAACACUUUGUCUUCUCUAGCGUUUUGGGCACUCAGCAUCGAAAGCUCAUGCAGCACGACCUAAAGAGUUUCGUGGAGGAACGCCUCAUGCUCAGUCCCAUCCCGUGGACCAUCUUGCAACCAACCAACUUCAUGGACGCCUACCCUGUCGCCCGCCUAGCCAGCAUGGAAACGCCUGUGAUGGAACGGCUGUGGAAGCCAGAUAUGCCCAAUAGCAUGAUUGCGCUGAAAGAUUUAGCCGAGGCGGCCGCGAAAGUGUUGACGGAGCGCGAGAAGCACUUCUAUGCGCAGUACCCUCUUAGCAGUACGCUGCCAACGACAGACGCGGAGGUGUUCGAAGCGAUAAGCAAGAAGAUUGGGAAGGACGUCCAAUUCAAGACACCCACGUUUGAAGUCGGAGUCGACAAUCUUUUGAGUCUGCUAUUUGGAACAAGCAGUACUCUAAGCGCGGAAGGGGACUUGAGGCCGGAUGUCACCAGGGACGAAGCUGAGCGGCUUAUCCUAUUCUACAAUAGAUACAGCUUGGCUGGGAAUCCCAACGUGCUACGAUGGCUUCUCGGACGAGAGCCUACGACUGUGGAGCAAUGGGUCAAACUCCAACUUGAUGAAGCGAAGCUGAUAUAG